This is a messenger RNA of Zerene cesonia (dogface butterfly), 768 nucleotides long. Its product is annotated as protein FMC1 homolog. Lineage: Eukaryota; Metazoa; Arthropoda; Insecta; Lepidoptera; Pieridae. The coding region runs from base 144 to 467 and encodes 107 amino acids. The record is from RefSeq and is a predicted model, not a curated record. The transcript has 2 exons. Gene Ontology annotation, cellular component: mitochondrion.
CCUAAAUUUGACAAUGAUGGGUUUCAAAUAGUUUCUUCAAAAAAAUCUUUUAAAAAUAAAUCGACGAAAGUGCCCCGACAACCGUCUGAUUUUUGUGUACAAAAUAUUGAUAUCGAUUUGAUCAAGGCUCAAAGGUCUGAAUCAUGGCAUCUAUCACAUCGAAACCAGCAUUAUCAACAUUGAGGCAAUUGCUUUCGGAGUUAAGAAAGCAAAGCUCAUCUUCAAAAUUAGCUGAAAAUCAAAUGGCAAGGUAUGUCUUGAAUGAAUACCGAAAAUAUCAAACAACUGACCAACAGCUUUGCAAGGCAGCGGAUGAAAUGCAUUUUAAAGCCAAGAGCUACUGUGAAUAUCUUCAGAAUUCUCGCCUAUAUAAGGAAAUCAAUGUGGAAUUUAAAGGCAAGGGAGAGAGGUCUGUGGAGGACACUGCAAGAAUGGUUGGGUUUAAGCUACCCCAUGAUCCUAAGUAAUUGAAUAAAUUAAUUUAUGUAUAGAUACUACUGCAGUACAAAUUUAUUAUAAACCAUCUACACCUCUGAACUAGGUUACAAAUCUUAAUAAAUCCCACACUAUUGAUUGUCUUCUUCCAUUAUUUGAUAUUUGAUAACAAAUCAUGAGUGUAAUUAAAUGUUUGAAUAAAAUAAGAAUCAUUUCUUAAGUCACAAUUUGAAGAUACACUGAAUAAAUCAUGUUUUAGUUUAGUCAAGUUAUUUUGAGUGAUAUUUGAAAUUAAGAGUUGUUAAUAAUUAAUGUAAAAUAAAACAAACUUUA